Molecule: messenger RNA, 3010 nt
Organism: Felis catus (domestic cat)
Lineage: Eukaryota; Metazoa; Chordata; Mammalia; Carnivora; Felidae
Gene: HSPA2
Product: heat shock protein family A (Hsp70) member 2
Exons: 2
Coding region: 608-2527 (639 amino acids)
Biological process (GO): vesicle-mediated transport; protein refolding; cellular response to unfolded protein
Cellular component (GO): nucleus; plasma membrane; cytosol
Molecular function (GO): heat shock protein binding; misfolded protein binding; ATP-dependent protein folding chaperone
Source: RefSeq, a predicted model, not a curated record
UCGCACCGGCCGGCUACUGCUGUCCCGACACCAGGCGGUUUUUAUCGAGCGCUCACACCCACAGAGACGCGGCGAAGCACGCGAAGUAAAAUUCCAGGAGGCCGACGACCCGUCUCAGGAACUUCAAAGUCAUUUUUUUUGUCCCCGCCGGAGGAAGCCGCCCUCACGCCCAGGCCACACCAACUCCCAGUCCCUUCCGUUUGAAGGGAGCAGGAGGAAAAAAAAAACCAAACCCGGCUCUGGACCUAGUUUCUUAGAGCAACCAACUCCGAAGGAACUGCCCCCACCCCAGCGUGUUAGAUUGGUUGGGAUACUCGGCUUUGAGACGCAUUUAUGGUCUUAGGAACUGAGCGAAGCGCUCAGGUGGCUCCGCUCUCCCGACUCCGCUUCCGCGUCUCCUCCUUGCGCCACGCCCCAGCUUUCCCUUCCCCACCCACUUGGGAGUCCGAGCUGCUUAUUGGUUGUAUGCCCUGCCAAUCCAGCGGACGUUGACGAAUCCCACCUUAGGAAAGGCAAAGAACGAACUAAAGCGCCUACACCUGGCCGGGGGGCGCGAGCCUAACGCUCGUGUUGCCGCCUAACGUCGCUUGCCUAUCGUUCAGUCAGGAUGUCUGCCCGCGGCCCGGCUAUCGGCAUCGACCUAGGCACCACCUACUCGUGCGUGGGGGUCUUCCAACAUGGCAAGGUGGAGAUCAUCGCCAACGACCAGGGCAACCGCACCACCCCCAGCUACGUGGCCUUCACCGACACCGAGCGCCUCAUCGGCGACGCCGCCAAGAACCAGGUGGCCAUGAAUCCCACCAACACCAUCUUCGACGCCAAGAGGCUGAUCGGACGGAAGUUCGAGGACUCCACGGUGCAGUCGGACAUGAAACAUUGGCCGUUCAGGGUGGUGAGCGAGGGAGGAAAGCCCAAAGUGCAGGUGGAGUACAAGGGAGAGAUCAAGACCUUCUUCCCGGAGGAGAUCUCCUCCAUGGUCCUCACUAAGAUGAAGGAGAUCGCCGAAGCCUACCUGGGAGGCAAGGUGCAGAGCGCGGUCAUCACGGUCCCGGCCUAUUUCAAUGACUCGCAGCGCCAGGCCACCAAGGACGCGGGCACCAUCACGGGCCUCAACGUGCUGCGCAUCAUUAACGAGCCCACCGCGGCGGCCAUUGCCUACGGCCUGGACAAGAAGGGCUGCGCCGGCGGCGAGAAGAACGUGCUCAUCUUUGACCUGGGCGGCGGCACCUUCGACGUGUCCAUCCUGACCAUCGAGGACGGCAUCUUCGAAGUGAAGUCCACGGCCGGCGACACCCACCUGGGCGGCGAGGACUUCGACAACCGCAUGGUGAGCCACCUGGCGGAGGAGUUCAAGCGCAAGCACAAGAAGGACAUUGGGCCCAACAAGCGCGCUGUGCGGCGGCUGCGUACCGCCUGCGAGCGCGCCAAGCGCACCUUGAGCUCGUCUACGCAGGCGAGCAUUGAGAUCGACUCGCUGUACGAGGGCGUGGACUUCUACACGUCCAUCACCCGCGCCCGCUUCGAGGAGCUCAACGCUGACCUGUUCCGCGGAACCCUGGAGCCGGUGGAGAAGGCGCUGCGUGACGCCAAGCUAGACAAAGGCCAGAUCCAGGAGAUCGUGCUGGUGGGCGGCUCCACCCGCAUCCCCAAGAUCCAGAAGCUGCUGCAGGAUUUCUUCAACGGCAAGGAGCUGAACAAGAGCAUCAACCCCGACGAGGCGGUGGCCUACGGGGCCGCGGUGCAGGCGGCCAUUCUCAUCGGGGACAAGUCAGAGAACGUGCAGGACCUCCUGCUGCUCGACGUGACCCCGUUGUCGCUGGGCAUUGAGACGGCUGGCGGCGUCAUGACCCCGCUCAUCAAGAGAAACACCACGAUCCCUACCAAGCAGACGCAGACCUUCACCACCUACUCUGACAACCAGAGCAGCGUGCUGGUGCAGGUGUACGAGGGCGAACGGGCCAUGACCAAGGACAAUAACCUGCUGGGCAAGUUCGACCUGACCGGGAUUCCCCCUGCGCCCCGCGGGGUCCCCCAGAUCGAGGUAACCUUCGACAUCGACGCCAACGGCAUCCUCAACGUCACCGCCGCUGACAAGAGCACCGGUAAAGAAAACAAAAUCACCAUAACCAACGACAAGGGUCGUCUGAGCAAGGACGACAUUGACCGGAUGGUGCAGGAAGCGGAGCGGUACAAGUCGGAAGAUGAGGCCAAUCGUGACCGGGUCGCCGCCAAAAAUGCGGUAGAGUCCUAUACCUACAACAUCAAGCAGACGGUGGAAGACGAGAAACUGAGGGGCAAGAUUAGCGAGCAGGACAAAAACAAGAUCCUCGACAAGUGCCAGGAGGUGAUCAACUGGCUCGACAGAAACCAGAUGGCGGAGAAAGAUGAGUAUGAACACAAGCAGAAAGAGCUCGAAAGAGUGUGCAACCCCAUCAUCAGCAAACUUUACCAAGGCGGUCCUGGCGGCGGCGGCAGCGGCGGCGGUUCUGGAGCCUCCGGGGGACCGACCAUCGAGGAAGUGGACUAAGCUUGCACUCGAGUCAGCGUAAACCUCUUUUCCUUUCUCUUUUUUUUCUUCUGUUUUUUUCCCCCCUUUGAAAUGCCUUUGUGCCAAGUCUGAGGUCUGUUGCUGGAAGUCUUUAGCCCGUGUAUGCAUAUAAAAGGAAGGGUGCAACAACUUAGUUUAAUUAUAAAAGGUUAGUUCUACAGUUUGAUUUUUAAAACCAUUAUUUGAGGUUUCUCUUUAACGCAUUUUGGGUGUUUGCUGACGUGAGCAUUUUUGAGUAGCUUAGUUUGUGCAUGGAGAUUUAUUUGAAAUGAGAAACCUGAAGUUUGCACACAAGUUCUGUGGAAGCUUGGUAACAAAAAAACAUAUAGAAGCUUGAGUUGUUUAUUUUUAUGUACUACUUUAAGAUUAAAAUGAACGUUUAGUAACGUUAGGGACAGGCAUACUUUUUGCAAACAAAUGCAUAAAUACAAAUUUAAAGUAAAGCUGAAAUUGAUGUCAAAA